Messenger RNA from Menidia menidia (Atlantic silverside), 975 nucleotides. NCBI's taxonomy places the organism in Eukaryota, Metazoa, Chordata, Actinopteri, Atheriniformes, Atherinopsidae. The record is from the annotation of a GenBank genome assembly.
AUGGAACAGCCUUUUUAUCAUGACGACUCGUUUCUGUCGGCUUACGGCCACUCAGACGCGGCCAUGCACGACUACAAACUGCUAAAGCAGAAUAUGAAUUUGAACUUGACAGAGCCCUAUCGCAGCCUGAAAUCCCAGCUGAGGGCCGAGGCGGACCCGUACCAAGGGGGCCAGCAGGACGUGGGCUCCCUGAAGCUUGCGUCCCCCGAGCUCGAGAGGCUCAUCAUCCAAAACAGUAACAGCGGAGUGAUCACCACUCCCACCCCGGGUCAGUACUUCUACAACCGGGGCAUCACCGAUGAGCAGGAGGGCUUCGCCGAGGGGUUCGUGAAAGCCCUGGACGAGCUCCACAAGAUGAACCAGAUGCCCCCUCCCAACGUGUCCAUCGGUGCCGGUGGCGGCGGGACGACGUGCUCGGCGGCGGCCUCUGGCGUCUUCGGCUCCGCUCUGCAGCCCGAGACGCCCAUCUACACCACGCUGAACGCCUACUGCCCGAACACGAGCCUCUCCUCCGCGUCCAGCUACCCCACGGCCACCAUCAGCUACCUGCCGCCCCACCAGCACGGCCACUCGCAGACGUCGGCCCACCACUUCCAGCACGCGCUCCCGGGCGCCCCGGGGCUGCACCCGCAGCGGCUCGCGGCCCUCAAGGAGGAGCCCCAGACCGUGCCCGACCUCCUGAGCAGCGACGGCUCGCCGCCCAUGUCCCCCAUCGACCUGGAGACGCAGGAGAGGAUCAAGGCGGAGCGCAAGCGGCUGCGCAACCGGCUCGCCGCCACCAAGUGCCGGCGGCGCAAGCUGGAGCGCAUCGCGCGGCUGGAGGAGAAGGUGAAGAUCCUCAAAAACGACAACGCGGGGCUCUCCAGCACCGCCUCGGUGCUCCGGGACCAGGUCAACCAGCUCAAACAGAAGGUCCUGACGCACGUGAGCAGCGGCUGUCAGCUGAUGCUCACCAGCAAACUGGAGGCCUUUUAA